CGAAUCCAGAAGAAGUUAAAGUCAAUCCAUCUAUCUGGAAACGAAUUUUUGAAACAUUUUUAUUUGACGUCGAACUCAACCAACAAAGAAAAGAUUGAGAAACACAAAAGGAUGAAGGAAAAAUUGAGAUCAACACUGAAAAAAAUAGAUAGUCUUCACAAGCUUCGCCAAGAAACCGAGGAUGAGACAUCGACUCCUCCUCCUCCGAACACUAGCAAUACACCUCGUCAACAUGUCAGCGAUGAUGUGUGGAGAGAAUCGCUCAAGAUUGCUCGAGAGAUGGUGAACCCUCUGAGGAUUUCGAUCAUGAAGGCCUUAGGAUUACCCUUAGAACAGGAUCAAAAUGGUGUUAAAGCAAUCGCGCAAAAAAUAAGUGCUAAUCGAGACAUGAGUCAGCCCGUCAUUGUCACGUCUCGUGACGCUAAAAAUGACGGUAGUCAUCAAAAGGUCAUCGCACGAGAUAAUAAUAAAAAUUCUAGUGAUCAACGAGUUCGAGUUCCAUCAAUACGUGAUCCUAAAACAAAUCAAAGUUCUCAGAGAGCCCCUCCCGUUCGAGACGCCACGAAUGAUGUUGGUUCUCGGAAACUAGUUCGCGACUCUAAGACUGAAUCACAAAUGCCAAGAACAAAUGGGGAGAUUAAACAAAAACGGCCUGACGCUAGUCGUGCCUCACUAGUCUCUUCUAGUGCCGGUCAUGUUGCCCAAGGGCAAUCAAAUCACCAAACCACCAGAUCGAUGGGCUCUCGUCAACACGAAACUGCUCGGGAAGUCGCUAGAUCCUCUUAUUCUUCAGUCAAUGAGACCCCUAGGGCUUCUUCUAACCGAGUUUCUAAUGGAAGCACCAAACUCACUCUCACAUCGAAUCAGGAAUCUCUAAAGCAUGCGAGCAGCACACGCGAGGCACAUAAGAGUUCGAGUUCCACUCGCGUCACCCUCAAUGUAAAUCGUGAUGGACCUCCUUCUCAAGCACAGAGGCGUGAACAACCGCAACCUCAAUCAACCAAUCGUAUCAUUCUAAAAGGAAUUAAGACUGCAAAGACUCCUAGCGGUUCGAGUUCGACUCAAAACUCCCAGACUGUGAGCAAAGCUGGAGUGAAAAGAAAACGUUAG
Messenger RNA from Acaulospora colombiana, 1110 nucleotides. The record is from the annotation of a GenBank genome assembly. Lineage: Eukaryota; Fungi; Glomeromycota; Glomeromycetes; Diversisporales; Acaulosporaceae.